GACCAACUUGCGCCGCGCCAGUCUGCUUGUUUCCCUGUUUGGAUCUUCCACCCAACCCCGAUUCCUCCGCGCACGCCUACGUUCACGCCCGCGCCGCCCGCGCACCCUCGCCCUCGCGCGAUUCUCUUUCUCUCUCCCUCUCUCUCUCCCCUCAGUCGCCGGCUUGCACCCCCCGACAAUCGACUUGAAGCUCCCCCAGCCACCCUUCAGUCCUCCACCCAUCCAUCCACCUUUGGCCUCCCUCCUCUCAGUCCUGGCCUAGUUCUUGUCUCUGGGCCUGACUGGGUGACUGGGCUUUGGCUCUUUACCUUACUACCUCCGGCCGGCUCUGCCUCGCACACGCUCCCUCGCAAACAGUAUGGCACAAGGCGCACCACGGAGCUGAGAGAGGGAGCUCCCCUACCCCCUCCUCAGUCCUCACUCUCUUGCGCACCGCAACGCACCACACCGCACCACACUGCCUCGCACUCUCCCUCCUCUCUUCUCUUCCUCGCGCCCGCCCAUUGCGCUCCCAGAGAGCCAGAGCUACCACCAGUCGACUCGCACCCACCCACCUUUGACCUUGCCCCGUCCUCCCCCCAUAGCUUUCCUUGCGCCAACCUACCUACCUUGCCUACCUUUCGUCCUGGCCAUCCCCCAACUCUCUCUCUCUUCUCUCUUUACUUCUCCUACAUAUAUCUCUCUCUUCCCAUCCCUCUCUUGCUUGUCUCCUACUGA
Molecule: messenger RNA, 717 nt
Organism: Colletotrichum paranaense
Lineage: Eukaryota; Fungi; Ascomycota; Sordariomycetes; Glomerellales; Glomerellaceae
Exons: 3
Source: RefSeq, a predicted model, not a curated record